Messenger RNA from Thlaspi arvense, 2619 nucleotides. The record is from the annotation of a GenBank genome assembly. NCBI's taxonomy places the organism in Eukaryota, Viridiplantae, Streptophyta, Magnoliopsida, Brassicales, Brassicaceae.
UUGAAAAUAGAAAUCACACUUCCUAAACUCAAAUACGAGAUGGGGAAGGAACCUGUCAAUGGAUUUAAGGCCAUAGAAAAGUACUCGGACUUCAAGUACAUCGCCAAGGUGAAGGAGAUACUCAGGACUGAGCAGUUUAAGAGAAUCGAGGAUUCGUUCUUGGGUCCUGCUUUGCAGUUCUGUUCAAGGAAUCUCUCUAUGUAUUCGAAGGCUAUGUUCCCCACAUCUAAUUUACAGAAAGGGCAACAUAUGGAUGUCUUUCUGAAUCAUCAUUGGGGGAUAGAUGCCUACGAAUUGCUUUUAAAACCAGUGAAGAAGACUUUGGAGAACAGUCUACAAAAGGCCAAGUACCCUCUGGACGGGUUCCCAGUUGCGCUUCACCUAUGGAUCUUGGAAGCCGUACCCAAGCUUCAGUCGGCUUUCUCUAUGAUUGACAAAACAGGCCCGCCCACAGCUUUUUUGUAUGUGAAAUAUCUUCACACAACAUCUCCUACCAUCAAAGCUGUUUUCAGCAUAGAUGGCGAAAGCGAUAUGGAUGUCGUACACAACCUUCCAAAAAUACAUGGUGACCUCGAAGACACCGUGUUUUUGCAAGACAAAGACGAUGAAGAUCUGCAUUCGCUUGUGGAUCUGUUAGAGAAAGGCUUCAGGCUGGCACAUGAUCGCUGGAAAAGAAAGAUUGUGAAGAGAGACGAUGCAUUGCAAUACAUUACAUCGCAGUCAUAUCGCUAUCCCCAUUCAGAAAGAGCAAGACAAAACUCCAGACCACCUUCUUCAGACGAGUCAGUAGAGGCGAAGCUUGACCAGCUCAAGAAGAUAUUCGUAGAUGGACAUAGACAUAUCCGUUCUCGAUUAUCAAAGAUUGAGCAAAAGUUUGGCAUAUAUGAUCUUUCAGAUUCCAUUGAUGAGGAGGAUAUAUCUGAUGACGGAGAUUCUGACGUCUCGACUCAUGUGCACCAUCAAACUGGUAUAGACCCAAUGGAGAUGAACGAUGAUGAGACUACUGAGAGUAGCAAAGAACAGGAGAUAGCCCAGACACAGAUGGAAAAGGAUGAGAGGUCCCAACCAAUGGAGGAGCAACAAACUGUACAAACCCCGCCUGUGAUAUCGACAUCCAUGGAGACGGUUGGAGGCAAUGAACCCACAGAGAUGGACAAUGAUGAUGGGAGCCAAGAAAUGGAUGAAACUACAGUACAAACCCCGCCCGUGUUUACAUCCACGGAGACGGUUGCAGGCGCGGGACAAACAGAAACUAACAAUGAUGAUGGGACCCAAAAAAAGGAUGAAACUACAGUACAAACCCCACCCGUGGUUACAUCCACAGAGACGGUUGCAGGUGCGGGACAAACAGAAACUGACAAUGAUGAUGGGAGCCAAGAAAAAAAUGAAACUACAGUACAAACCCUGCCCGUGGUUACAUCCACUGAGACGUUUGCAGGCGCGGGACAAAUAGAAAUGGACAAUGAUGAUGGGAGCCAAGAAAAGGAUGAAAGUACAGUGGUUUCCGCACUUGUCGCUCCUAGCGUUGCUCCUGUAAAGGGAAUUAGAGGCGCGAGUCCUAAAACAUACUUGACGGAAGGUUCUUUAGUCAAAGUAUCGGGUGAUGAUAACAGGUGCUUCCCUGCUUCAGUUAUAAAUAGACAGUCUGGUCUAGGUCCUAUCCGCAGCUAUUAUUUGAGGUACUUGAGCAUUGAUAAGUAUGAGAAUGUCCAAGAGAUGCGGAUCUGUCCUACACCGCCUCAGCUGCUUCAAGAAGAACAUGUCGCCGAUGUUUUAGAGCUUGGGCAACUCGUUGAGGUUUACCACAAUGAGCACUGGUGCAUAGGGUGUGUGGAAGCGCCUACCGAGGGUACAGAGGUUUCUAUCCACCUUUAUGAUAUCGACAAAACACAACUAGUAGACGUUAGGGAAACAAGGAUUUUUAGACAAUGGGUGUACGAGGCGUGGGAUCCUCCUGUGGAUGUGGCUAUCCAGGAAAAUGCACUGACGUCUGCUUCGCCCACCACGGUAGAAGACAUUGUGAAGGGUAAACCGGAGAAGGAGAAAGUGGAGAAGGUGAAAUCCAAGGAGGAGAAAGGGAAGAAGGAGAAAGUGAAGAAAAAGAAAGAGAAGAAAGAGCAGAAUGAAGAGCUAGAGAAAACAUCUCUAAGAAGGAGCAAACGAUGUGUUGUUUGCAAACCUGGAUAUAAGAAGAAAAACAACAUGGAUUUGAAUACAUGGUAUCAGUUGAAAAUGGACAUCACACUUCCUAAACUCAAAUACGAGAUGGGGAAAGAACCAAUGAGUGGGUUCAAGGCCAUAGACAAGUACUCGGACUUCAAGUACAUCGCCAAAGUGAAGGAGAUACUCGGGCCUGAGCAGUUUAAGAGAAUCGGGGAUUCUUUCUUUGGUCCGGUUUUGCAGUUCUGUUCAAGGAAUCUCUCUAUGGCAGGGAAAAUGAUUCACACCAUUAUGUCCAAGUGCCUGAUAACCAAGAAGGAUAAGAAGCUCUGGUUUCAUUUUCAUGGACAUCCUAUGAGCUUCUCUAUAAGAGAAUUCCAUAUGGUAACGGGGCUGAAAUGCACAGAAUGGUUGCCUGAUGUUGAGGAUUGGAGGAUGGGCAUUCACCUGACGAGCUAA